Messenger RNA from Daucus carota subsp. sativus, 861 nucleotides. Its product is annotated as protein PHYTOCHROME KINASE SUBSTRATE 4. Bases 1 to 861 code for a protein of 286 amino acids. The record is from RefSeq and is a predicted model, not a curated record. Lineage: Eukaryota; Viridiplantae; Streptophyta; Magnoliopsida; Apiales; Apiaceae. The transcript has a single exon. Gene Ontology annotation, biological process: phototropism.
AUGGAAACGAACGCAAGCUCCCAAGUAGGCCUUUUCGAUGCUGGAAGAAUCUUGAUCCAGGAAAGCUGGAGCCCUGAAAGAAAUCAGAGAUGCUCAUCCUCCUCCUCAGUGGGUAAUUACAGCACACCGUCUCUCAAUGGAACUCCCUCGAAUGCUUCUUCAGAAGCCAGCUCCAACAGCCAUAAAGGCCUUAUUAUGAAUCGUCCGAAGCCAGUAAGUAUCCAUCUUUCGGAUAGAAAACAAGGCAAAGGAAGAAGAAAAUCCACAGCUAGUGAUAGCAUCAAGUGGCUUUUUCGACAGAGAUGUCUAUGCUCUGGCAAGAAAUGCGUUCAGGUUAAGCAAGAGGUACUAGUACUUUCUCAUAAUAAACUUAAAUUCCCACCACUCUCAGCAGAUGAAAUGUAUCCUAGGAACCAGAUUGUUGAUCACAAGAUGACACAAAGGGCUAAACAGAGAGCUCAGAUUAUAGUUCAAAAUAGUACGCGUCAAAGAUUGAUCAGCUUGCCAAUAUUCAGCAAUCCCGCGACAACUGAUGAUGAUGUGGCAAGUAAUGCAAGCUCUGACUUAUUUGAAAUACAGAGCUUCUCAACACACACAACUUAUUUCCCCCCUGACGAAUCUCAAACAGACAUGAUCUAUUAUGAGCAAAUGACUCCUUCGAUUGAAUAUUGCUAUUAUGAGCCUAGUGAAGCUGACAUUGGUUGGAGCAUAACAACAUCUGAGGGGUUUGAUCUUGACCGGCCUAGUAUGAGCACCUUCCACAUAUCCGACCACCAAGUAGAAGAACGGCAAUGCCAGAGUGUUAGAGCCAAAAACCCGAGCUCUAAUACCAUGUUAGAACCAAUCCAUCUAAAACCUUAA